AUGCAACGAUUAUGGUCUGCUCAAACUUCCUGGGAUGAGCCAUUACCGCCAGUCAUCGCUAAGGAAUGGCAACAAUUCAUGGACAUGCUAGGUUGGCUGGCAGAGAUCCGCAUUCCACGUUGUAUUGGUGGUUCCACCGGGAUAGAAUACUCGUUAUGCGGUUUUUGCGAUGCCUCUGAAAGAGGUUAUGCUGCAGUUUUGUACCUUCGUUUGACUGAUCCGUCUCAGAAGGUAAACGUGUACUUGCUCGGAGCAAAAACCAAACUGGCACCGUUAAAAACGACCACGAUACCCAGAUUGGAGUUAUGUGGAGCUGUUUUGUUGGCUUCCUGGUUAUCACGUAUGCAUCGGAUACUUGAAGCGCAUAUGAAGAUAUCAGGUGUUUAUGCUUGGUCGGAUUCAACCAUAGUCCUUUCUUGGUUACUAAAUCCUCACGUUGCCUUGAAGGUCUUUGUGUCCAAUCGCGUCCACCAUAUCAAGACUUUGCUUCCAGUCUGCAAGUGGGCUCAUGUCAGAUCUGAAGAAAACCCGGCUGAUUGUGCUGACACGGGGACUGACUCCGGCAGAAAUUGUAAACGCUCAGCUGUAUUGGUCCGGUCCAGAAUUUUUAAGAUUCCCAGUCGAUCAUUGGGACCUCCAUCCAACUACCAUACCAGGUGA
Macrosiphum euphorbiae (potato aphid) is the source of this 660-nucleotide messenger RNA. NCBI's taxonomy places the organism in Eukaryota, Metazoa, Arthropoda, Insecta, Hemiptera, Aphididae. The record is from the annotation of a GenBank genome assembly.